AAAUUCAGAAUCAUUGUGUGAGCAUGGUAUAGUAUGUUGCCUAGGAAACUAAAAGACGUACCAUGAGAUCUGGCAAAUAAUGGACAAGUCAGACGUCACUAAACUUGCUGAAGAAAAUACUCUCCGCGAUGAUGGCAUAAAAGAAUACCUUGAGCCUAGAUUUGAGUGUCCUAUUUGUUUAACUUGGUUACAUGAUCCAGUUUUAACAUCUUGUGGUCAUAAGUUCUGUUCGCAAUGUAUAUACACUUGGCUUGAGAAGGAAGGUGCUUGUUGUCCAGUUGAUAGCAAGCCUUUAAAAUCGGAAAGCGAUUUGUUCAGAGACUUGUAUACAAGUAGAGAAAUAUCGCAGCAGGUAACACCUUGUCCUUAUCAACAACUUGGCUGCGAAGUUAAACUAUCGCCAGUGGACAUGGAAGCACAUAUAAAUCAGUGCGCGUAUAAAAGAGACCUUCCAGAAUCGCAAAAUGUACAUUGCCUAUUUAAAAGUGUCGGUUGCUUGGAGAUAUUUCAAACCGAUGAAAACUUGCAAACACAUUUAGAUAAAAAUACAAAUAUGCAUUUAACAUUGAUUUUGAAAGCAUUGCCACAGCUAUGUCAAAGUAAUGCCAGUGCGAUAGCUGCAGAAUCAAAAUUGUGGGAUGCCCCGCCAAAGAAUACAACUUCUUCGGAAAAGAACGAACCAUCGUUGGAAUGGCAGCAAUUGUUGAAAAAUUUGUAUGAAAGAAUAGUGGUGCUAGAACAGCAGAUCAAAGAGUUGUCUAUCACCGUUUCCAAUCAAAAGACAAAACUCACUACUUUGCAAACUUCGUUACGAUUUAAUCAGGAAGAAAUGUUUUUACGUAAUUGCAAUGGUAUCUAUAUCUGGAAACUCAACGAUUUCGAAGAGAAGCUUGUAAACAUGACAAACGAUCCAUUAAAGAUGUUUUAUAGCCCUGGUUUCUACACUAAUCUGAACGGUUACAAGAUGUGUGCUAGGAUCAAUGUAUCUUCUAAGGAUCCUCAAUUUUUAUCACUGCUACUGCAUAUAAUGAAAUCGGAAAAUGACGACGGUCUAGAUUGGCCAUUCAACGGAACGAUGUAUUUCGUUCUGGUACAUCCGUACAAUCGAGAAAAAGAUAUACGAGAAAUAACUUCGUCGAGGCCCGAUCUCGAAGCGUUUAGGAAACCAGUAUGCGAAUUAAACAAACGUAGCUUUGGAUAUACAGAAUUUGUGCGAAUACGAGAUUUACCUGACUUUUUACAGAACGAUUGCUUGACUUUCAGAGUCGAAGUACGAGUUUACGAUAAUUUUAAAUACCAAAUUAAUUGAAAAAAAUAUAUAUAGGUCCCAUUUAUUUUAAAAUCAACAGUGCAUUGCAACUUUUAAACUCAUGUUCAGGUUUUAUUAACACAUUGUACGCCGGCCCCGCGAAAACGCGGGAUUCGAAGUCUAUCGCUUGAACGCCGGCCCCGCGAUAACGCGGGUUCCGAAGAUUAUCGCUUCAGUGCUGAGUCUGGGAUAAUGCAGCAUUCUUUUGUUUGGCGAUUUCUUUGCUCUCGUCAUAACUACGUUGUCUUGAGCAUCGUAUACUGUAGCCAGUCAUAGCCAUCUUUUAUAGCUUUACGCUUUUAGUUGCACAGCAUAAUAAGCCUCCUUAUUCUGUGCAUUUUUACCGCUAUAAUAUGAGCUUAUUGCGGAAUCUGGUCCAAAGAUUCUUCCUGCUAAUAAGCAAAGCAUAAAAGAAAUCGUCGAAAUGUUUAUUGGCAAUGAUUUAUUUCAAUUGAUGGUAAAUGAAUCAAACAUCUAAUAUCAUCAGAAUGAAGACAAGAUGUGUAAUGGUAAAAAAAUGCCUAAGUGGAGAGAUGUUUCUCUAGCCGACGUGAAGAAAUUUCUUGGUUUGAUUAUAUUGAUGGGCCAAGUAAAGAAAGAUCGAAAAGACGAUUAUUGGUCCUCAGAGUUUUAUACCAAAACACCAUCGUUCUCCACGGUAAUGUUGCGUAACAGAUUUCGCCAAAUUUGGGACACAUGGCAUUUUUCAAAUAAUCGUACAACAGCUGGUUUGUGCCGGCGCUCAGACUUUAAAUAUCUUAGAUACCAGCGUACAAUGUGCUAAAAAUAUUUUUGCAUUUACGAACUGCAUUUUUUGUAGGGACUUAGGUACUUAAUUGAA
This is a messenger RNA of Ceratina calcarata, 2150 nucleotides long. RefSeq names its product TNF-receptor-associated factor 6. NCBI's taxonomy places the organism in Eukaryota, Metazoa, Arthropoda, Insecta, Hymenoptera, Apidae. The record is from RefSeq and is a predicted model, not a curated record. Gene Ontology annotation, biological process: innate immune response; lipopolysaccharide-mediated signaling pathway; regulation of canonical NF-kappaB signal transduction. Gene Ontology annotation, molecular function: protein binding; ubiquitin protein ligase activity. The transcript has 6 exons. Gene Ontology annotation, cellular component: plasma membrane signaling receptor complex. The coding region runs from base 80 to 1309 and encodes 409 amino acids.